This is a messenger RNA of Neltuma alba, 2938 nucleotides long. RefSeq names its product dipeptidyl aminopeptidase 4. Lineage: Eukaryota; Viridiplantae; Streptophyta; Magnoliopsida; Fabales; Fabaceae. Gene Ontology annotation, biological process: proteolysis. Gene Ontology annotation, molecular function: serine-type peptidase activity; dipeptidyl-peptidase activity. Bases 317 to 2647 code for a protein of 776 amino acids. The record is from RefSeq and is a predicted model, not a curated record. The transcript has 7 exons.
CAACAAAAUCCAGGUUGGGUCCUUUCUUAUUUUGUCCUCUUUUACCUAUCUAUCGGAGUGAAGUGCUUGGUGCUCUCUCGAGCUUUUCAGUUUCAGAAAUCUCAAUUUCUGUAUAAAUUUUGAUUUGCUCCCACAAAACCUAUUCGCUUCAACUAGCAGUAAGAAUAGUAAUCAGAUUGACGUUUCUUCGUUUUUUCAUGGCAAAACGUUUCUAUCUUCUGCCCAGUCAAACCUGGGUGGCAAUGUUGCUCACUAGCCUGCUUGUCUUAGGGUCAUGCUCCGUUGUAGUUGAAUCUUACACCUGUUGGUGUUUGUAAUGCAAUCAACUGAUGAGAAAAAGAAGAGGAAGCUGAAGCAUUCCAGAUUGCCGUCUGCCAAAAUGCCUGUGACAGAUUCGACUGAUGUGCAAAAUUUUGAUGACAGCGUCUUUUUGCCCAUUGAAGAGAUAGUGCAAUACCCAUUGCCUGGCUGUGUGGUUCCAUCUUCAAUAAGUUUCAGUCCUGAUGAUAAUUUUAUUGCUUAUCUGUUUAGUCCUGAUCAAACGUUGAAUAGGAAGGUUUUUAUUGUUGAUCUAAAGACAUCUGAACAAGAUUUGAUAUUCAGUCCCCCCGAUGGGGGGCUUGAUGAGAGUAAUAUAUCCUCAGAAGAGAAGUUAAGAAGGGAGAGGUUGAGGGAGCGUGGGUUAGGAGUGACUCGGUAUGAAUGGGUGAAGACAACAAACCCCAGAAAGAAAGCAAUUAUGGUCCCGUUGCCUGCGGGGGUUUAUAUCCACGAUAUUUUCUAUUCAGAAACAAAGCUGAAGCUUCCGAGUGUACCAGAUUCACCAAUUAUUGAUCCACAUCUAUCCCCUGAUGGAUCAAUGCUUGCUUAUGUAAGAGAUUCUGAGUUGCAUGUUUUGGAUAUGUUUACUAAUGAACUUAAGCAGUUGACACAUGGUGCCAAGGAAAAUAGUUUGAUUCAUGGCCUUGCUGAAUAUAUCGCUCAGGAGGAGAUGGAUAGGAAAACUGGAUAUUGGUGGUCACUAGAUAGUAAAUAUAUUGCUUUCACUGAAGUUGAUUAUUCUGGAAUACCACUUUUUAGAAUUAUGCAUCAAGGUAAAAGCUCAGUUGGCUUAGAGGCACAGGAAGACCAUCCUUAUCCAUUUGCUGGAGCUUCAAAUGCAGAAGUUCGCCUGGGGGUUGUUUCAGUAGCUGGAGGUUCCGCUACUUGGAUGGAUCUUCAAUGUGGAGGAAUGGAUCAGCAAAACGAUGAGGAAGAAUACUUGGCAAGAGUCAAUUGGAUGCAUGGAAACAUUCUUACUGCUCAGGUAUUGAACAGGUACCACACCAAAAUUAAGAUCCUAAAAUUUGAUAUUAGAAAUGGCCAAAGGAAAACCCUAUUAGUGGAAGAAAACAACACAUGGAUCAAUUUACAUGACUGUUUCACACCUCUUGAAAAAGGAAUUACCAAGUUUUCUGGGGGAUUUAUCUGGGCUAGUGAGAAAACAGGAUUUAGGCAUCUUUAUCUUCAUGAUGUAAAUGGGACUUGUUUGGGACCGAUAACUGAAGGUGAAUGGAUGGUUGACCAAAUUGCUGGAGUGAAUGAGGCUACAGGUCUAAUAUAUUUCACUGGGACCUUAGAUGGGCCAAUGGAAUCCAACUUAUACUGUUCUAAAGUGUUCGGGGAUGGAGGUCAACCACCACAGCCCCCUGUCAGACUUACCCCCAGCAAGGGAAAGCACAUUGUGGUCCUUGAUCAUCGUAUGCAAAGGUUUAUUGAUAUCCAUGAGUCCCUUGAUUGUCCUCCGAGGGUGUUACUCUGUUCAUUAAAAGAUGGAAGUACGAUCAAGCCUUUGUUUGAGCAGCAAUUUACAAAUCCAAGAUUCAAAAAGCUUCAGCUCGAGACGCCAGAGAUAGUUGAAAUACAGGCUAAAGAUGGUACUCCCUUGUUUGGGGUUCUAUAUAAGCCUGAUGUAUCACGAUUUGGGCCUCCACCUUACAAAACCAUGAUCAGUGUAUAUGGUGGUCCGAGUGUACAACUUGUUUGUAAUUCUUGGGUUCAUACAAUUGACAUGAGAGCACAAUAUUUGCGAAAUCAAGGCAUCUUAGUUUGGAAGUUAGAUAAUAGAGGGACUGCUAGAAGGGGGCUGAAGUUUGAAAGUCAUGCAAAACACAAUCUUGGUCAAACUGAUGCUGAUGAUCAGGUUACUGGAGCUGAGUGGCUCAUCAAACAAGGGCUCGCUAAAGCUGGCAACAUCGGUUUAUAUGGUUGGAGCUAUGGUGGAUAUCUCUCUGCCAUGACCCUUGCCCGAUAUCCUGCUGCAUUCAAGUGUGCUGUGGCUGGUGCCCCUGUCACUUCAUGGGACGGUUAUGACACAUUCUACACGGAGAAGUUCAUGGGAUUGCCAUCUGAGAACGAAUCUACCUAUGAAAGCAGUUCUGUGAUGCACCAUGUGCACAAGAUGAAAGGACGCUUACUGCUUGUGCAUGGAAUGAUUGAUGAGAAUGUUCAUUUUAGGCACACUGCAAGGCUCGUCAAUGCCCUUGUGGCUGCUCGAAAACCAUAUGAGCUAUUAAUUUUCCCAGAUGAGCGUCACAUGCCACGACGGCAUAGAGAUCGACUAUACAUGGAAGAAAGGAUCUGGGACUUCAUUCAGAGGAAUCUGUAAAAUGACUUUUCAGUAUUUUGCAUUGUUGUUUAAUGUUGGCGGGGCAGCAUAUAUUAUGUUGAUUCUAUUCUAGAUGUGAAAAAAAAGGUUAUGUUUUUUCGAGUUUUUAUAGGUAAUGGUUGGGCCUUAUAUUUUCUUCUGCCUGAUAAGCUACCUCGUUUGUUUCGAUAGAUUUGUUUCGAUAGUUCACAACUAGCAACGCAGACAUUUAAACAGUCAAAUCAUUCUCCAAAACCAAGCAAUCCUGAAGAAAUUCUCAUCUUAGUGACACAAAAAGUAUUCCAGACGAAA